Molecule: messenger RNA, 1893 nt
Organism: Mollisia scopiformis
Lineage: Eukaryota; Fungi; Ascomycota; Leotiomycetes; Helotiales; Mollisiaceae
Product: putative hexose transport-related protein
Exons: 8
Coding region: 1-1668 (555 amino acids)
Biological process (GO): transmembrane transport; carbohydrate transport
Cellular component (GO): membrane
Molecular function (GO): carbohydrate:proton symporter activity
Source: RefSeq, a predicted model, not a curated record
AUGCGUCUUGAAUGUCCUUCGUUUCGACCUGCAAUGUCUAUUACGGCCACAAGCAACAUAGCUGAGAAUGUCAUCAGUAUAGAUGCUCUCGCUCUCAAGCAAGUCGACGAGGAAGUCCAGUAUGCCAUCGCAAAUCACCAAUCUUACCUGAGGCCAAGAAGCAAGGAGGCCUUCACCCUUUACUUCUUCCUUGUAUUUGCAUUUUUAAAUGCAACAUCAAGUGGUUUCGAUGGCAGUCUGAUGGGCUCAAUCAACGCAGAAGCAACCUACAAGAAUUUCUUUCACCUGAAAGAGACGGGCUCUUCCACAGGCUUGGUUUUCGUCUUGUAUAACGUUGCUUCAAUGGUUGGAUGUGCUUUUGGUGGACCUAUCAUGGAUUACUUUGGCAGACGAAAGGGAAUGCAGUCUGGAUGCCUCUUUACCCUUGGAGGUGCAGUAUUAGCGUCAGCAGCUCAGACAUUGCCUCAAUUCAAAGCUUCUCGAUUCUUGCUUGGCUUCGGCAUUAUACUUCAGACGCUUUCUGCACCAGUAUAUGUUACAGAGAUUAUUCCACCUCAAUGGAGAGGAAGACUGGGAGGAUACUACAACACGUUCUACUUUGUGGGCUCAAUAACUGCAACUGGCGUCGUAUAUGCUACUUCUCGGUAUACGACAACCCUUGCGUGGAGACUACCCCUGGCGCUGCAGGUCAUUCCUCCUACGAUUGUCUUCAUCGGCUGCUUUUUCAUUCCGGAGUCUCCUCGUUGGCUUGCAUCGAGAGAUCGUAUGGAUGAGGCAGCAAAGAUAAUCUACCGCUUUCAUGGUGGAGAAGACAAUGAAGUAGCAAAACUCGAAGUUAGAGAGAUUGCCUUGCAUGUCAAGCUCAGCAAGCCUCAAACUCCAGGAGAGUAUAUCAAGGGACUUUGGGAUUACAGAGAGCUCUUCAACUCCCAUUCCGCCAGAUGGAGAACUGCUAUGAUUACCCUCCUCACUUUUGCUUCUCAACUCACCGGCAAUAACAUUCUCACUUUCUUUCAACCUACCAUGCUUGCAGCUGUUGGUGUGACUUCCGUACGAAGAAAGUUAUUAUUGACUUUCGCGUCCUCAAUUGUUUCUUGCUCAGGAGCUGUCAUUGGGAGCGCCACCAAUGAUUGGAUUAUGAGAAGAACCAGGUUCGUCUGGGGAUCCUUCUCUCUGGCUUCAGCACUGGCCCUCGUGGCCGGCAUGUCAUCUCGAGUAGCAGCUUCCACUGCUGCGGGAGAAACUCCUUCAAAAGCGAUUUCCGGAGUCGGCAUAUUUGCCAUUUUCCUCUUUGGUUGGAUUUUCAGUUUUGUGUAUACGCCGAAUCAAUCUUUGUACUGCACCGAAGUGCUGAAUCAAGAAAUUCGAGCAAAGGGUAUAUCCUUGCACGCUCUUGAAAGUAAUUUGGCAACCAUCUUCUUUACAUACACCACUUCCAUUGCUUUAGGAGACAUUAGUUGGAAGUAUUACUUUGUCUGGAUAGCUGUGGACGUCGUUGCCGGAUUUCUUUGGUUCUUCUUUGGUGUUGAGACUGUAGGUCGCACGAUUGAAGAGCUCGAUACUUGUUUUGAGGCCAGGUUCCCACCGAAGGCGUCGUGGAAGAGGACCAAGUUGGUCAAGAAUGAGAAUGAGGAGCUUGGUGUUAAGCUUGCAGAUUUAGAAGCGUGAGAUAUAGUGAAUGAGGGAAUUGUGUCGCAUGUUCAGGAGUUGAGGAGACAAUGAGUAGAUGUUUCAAUCAACGAUGUUUACUCAGGGAUUGAUCUCAGUUGAUUCUACAUCAUUGAUGAACUUCUUAACGACCAUCGUUGCAAAUAAAGUGAUAGACUGCACGGAUUCUUUGAAGCAGUGUAUAGUUAUUUUGCACAUACUAUCAAAUGUCCUCGAGGCCGUUGG